AUGUCUCCAAACAAAGAAUUUAUACAGAGUAUUACAGCCACUGCCCAUAAGAUAAUUGACAAACUUUGUUUUUUUGCUCAACAUAAAACAGUUGAUAUAUUCCAGGCAUAUGCAGACAAGAUUAUCCAAGAAACAGAGCUAAGCAGAGACCACCUCACACCUGAACUGAACCUUCACCUUAUCACUCAGUCAUGUCGACUCUGGAAGGCACAACCUGAAGACUCACCUUUUCCUGAACCUUUCUGGGCUUUUUAUUGGCCAGGAGGUCAGGCGGUAGCAAGGUAUGUCUUAGACAGCCCAUAUUUAGUAAAGGGCAAGAGAGUUCUUGACUUUGGCUGUGGUUGUGGAGCAAGUGGGUUAGCUGCUCUCAAGUCCAAGGCUAAGAUGGUGAUGUUUAACGACAUUGAUGAAGAAAACCUCAUAGGAAGCAGCUGUGAAGAAUAUGAUGUGUUGUUAGUUGGAGAUAUGCUCUAUGGCACUGAUUUUGCUGAUGAAGUGUUGCUGUGGUUAGAUAAUAUUCGUAAAAGAGACAAACUGGUGCUUAUUGGAGACCCAGGAAGAUUUGCCCUGGCAUCUCACCCUCUGAAAGCUGACCUAAGGUGCUUUGCAAAAUAUCAUCUAUCUAAAACAACAACCUUAGAAAACAAUGGCUAUUCACAGGCUUGCGUAUGGAGUUUCCUAUGAAUUGAUUAUACAUUUUUAUCAAAGUA
Penaeus monodon (black tiger shrimp) is the source of this 710-nucleotide messenger RNA. Its product is annotated as electron transfer flavoprotein beta subunit lysine methyltransferase-like. Lineage: Eukaryota; Metazoa; Arthropoda; Malacostraca; Decapoda; Penaeidae. Bases 1 to 684 code for a protein of 227 amino acids. Gene Ontology annotation, biological process: peptidyl-lysine trimethylation. The transcript has 6 exons. Gene Ontology annotation, cellular component: mitochondrial matrix. Gene Ontology annotation, molecular function: protein-lysine N-methyltransferase activity. The record is from RefSeq and is a predicted model, not a curated record.